AUGGGCGAACUAAUCGAUCAUACUGUCAAUCAUCAACUGCCACUGGUAGUUGACACUGCGGCCAGGAUUGGCGUCGAAGAAACCCAAAAUUGUCAAGAUGACUUGGAUCUCGAAGACAAACCUGUCCCUUUCCCGAUCGCGAUUGUUGGAAUGGCCAUGAGAUUGCCCGGGGGCGUGAGCUGCGAAGAAGAAUUCUGGGACUUUUUGAUCAACAAACGUGACGGACUGUGUAAAGUUCCCGAUACCCGAUAUAAUAUUGACGCUUUUUAUCAAGGGUCAAGACCGGGUGCGAUACGAACAAAGCACGGAUACUUCCUAGAACAUGAUAUCCGGCACUUUGACCCAGAAUUCUUCGGACUUAGCAAGAUCGAGGCUGCCAAGCUUGAUCCCCAGCAAAGAAUGCUUCUGGAGAUUACCUGGGAGUGCAUGGAGAAUGGAGGUCAAGUAGGAUGGAGAGGAAAGAACAUCGGAUGUUAUGUGGGUGUUUUCGGGGAGGAUUGGCUGGAUGUGAAGAUCAGAGAUCCCCAAGAUCAUGACCGGUAUCGUGUCGUUGGAGCGGGCCCCUAUGCUCUCUCCAACCGGGUGUCAUAUGAAUAUGAUCUUGGCGGCCCAAGCAUGACUAUUCAGACUGGAUGUUCAUCGUCCCUUGUAGGUCUGCAUGAGGCCUGCCAGGCUCUCUACUCUGGAGAAUGCUCUUCUGCCUUGGUAGCUGGCACCAAUCUCAUCUUUACACCAACAAUGACCACGUCAAUGUCAGAUAACAUGGUCAUUUCAGAGAGUGGUGUAUGCAGAACAUUUGACGCGGCAGCAGACGGAUAUGGUAGAGGAGAGGCUGUGAAUGCGAUUUUCAUCAAGCCUCUUGAUAAGGCUCUUCGGGACGGUGACCCGGUGCGAGCUGUCAUUCGAUCGAGCGCAACCAACUGCGAUGGCAAAACUUCUAGCAUCACUACUCCGGGGUCUGCAGCGCAGGAAAGGUUAAUUAGGAAGGCUUAUAAAAAAGCUGGACUGGAUGUUUCCUCAACUGGCUUGUUCGAGUGCCAUGGCACAGGGACGACUGUUGGAGAUUUGGCAGAGACGUCCGUGGUGGGCAAAAUCUUUGGGGAUAAAGGGAUUCACAUUGGGGCCGUCAAGCCCAAUGUUGGUCACUCUGAAGGUGCAUCUGGAAUCACAAGUGUGAUUCACAGUGUGCUUGCGCUGGAAAAUCGCACAAUUCCGCCUAAUGCUCACUUCCAAGAUCCGAAUCCUAACAUCCCGUUUGAGCAGGCAAAGCUGAAGGUUGCCGUGAAGCCGACUCCUUGGCCCGCAGACCGAAGCGAAAGAAUAAGCAUCAAUUCAUUUGGAAUUGGCGGGUCAAAUGCUCACGUUAUUCUUGAUUCUGCUUCUACCCUGCAGAUUGGCACGCCUAUGAAUGUAGAUGGCCCACAGCUUCUAGUGGUCUCUGCGAAAUCAAAGUACUCGUUGAACAGGCAGAUCGACCGUCUACAAGCCUACUUGGAAUCGACAAAGUCACCUUUGAGCGACAUCGCGUAUACCUUGGGAUUGAGACGAGAACAUUUGACUCAUCGUGCCUUUGCGGUCACUCAAAGCGACGGUAAGAUUUCGCCUUUUGAAAGGUCGGUCUCCGUGAGAGCACCAACCGUCUUCGUAUUUACGGGUCAAGGUGCCCAAUGGCCUGGAAUGGGGAGACAACUGAUCGAAAAGGCUCAGGGCUUCCGAGAAGAUAUUCAGAUGAUGGAUCGUGUCCUACAAGGGCUAAAAAGCAAGCCUUUGUGGUCGCUUGAAGAUGAGCUUCUGAAGUGCGACGAUCAGAGUAGAGUAGCGGAAGCAGAGUUUGCACAGCCCCUCUGCACUGCCGUUCAGAUCGGUCUCGUUAACCUCCUUCGGGCUUGGGGCACUACACCUGACGCAGUAGUAGGGCAUUCCAGUGGAGAGAUUGCAGCUGGUUAUGCAUCAGGUGCAUUGUCCGCUGAGAUGGCGAUUCUCAUUGCCUAUUUCCGUGGUCAGGCAAUGAAGGAUCAAUCCAGCCGUCCUGGUGGCAUGGCAGCCGUUGGCCUUGGCCCCGAACAGGUUGAACCUUUCCUGAAACCGGGCGUCGUCGUCGGCUGUUAUAAUAGCCCAGAAAGUGUCACUCUAUCAGGGGAUAGUGAAAUCCUCACGGAGGUUUUGGAUAAUAUUCAUGGUGACAGCCAGGAUACUUUUUGCCGAAAGCUUGCGGUCAAUGUAGCGUAUCACUCGCACCACAUGGCUGAUGCAGGUGAAGUCUAUGAGAAGAUGGUCGCUCCUAACUUCUACCACCAACCCUCUAUGAUCCCAAUGUACUCCACUGUUACCGGGACAAUCGUGACAGAUCCCUCUAUCCUGAGCCCUAGCUAUUGGCGCAGAAACCUACAGUCCCCUGUUCUUUUUCACACCGCAAUCGAAAGAAUUCUCAAGGACGACACCCUGUCAAAGCUUUUCCUAGAGGUCGGACCCCAUUCAGCUCUUUCCGGCCCUAUAAGGCAGUCAAUAAAACUGGCGAAUACAGGAGAGCACCGAUACAUUCCGACAAUCAUCAGAGACAAGGAGUCCUGGAGAAGCCUUCUGGCUGCAGCUGGUAAUCUUCACACGCAUGGCGCCUCAAUUGAUCUCCGGCACAUUAUUCCCCGAGGCAAAGUCGUGACAAAACUCCCCCCAUACUGUUGGCAGCAUACCGAGAAAUAUUGGGACGAGCCUCGAAUUGUUCAUGACUGGAGACAUCGUCAAUAUCCUCACCACGAGUUGCUUGGCUCCCAGAUACUUGAGUCAAACCAUUUGGAACCAUGUUGGCGAAACAUUCUAAAGUUAGAAAAUGUCCUUUGGUUGUUGGAUCACAAGCUGGGCACUGAUAUUGUCUUUCCUGCCGCCGGUUACGUUGCUAUGGCAGGUGAAGCGGUGCGGCGAGUGACUGGGUCAUCAGACUACUCUCUGAGAAAUGUAUUCAUUCGCAGUGCCUUGAUUAUUGAGGACUCAGUGGAGAUAUUGACGAGCUUGCGGCCUGAGAAGCUCACAGAUCAUGUUGACUCCCUGUGGUUUGACUUCACUAUUUCUACGUUUCAGAACGGAAAAUGGAAGAAACACAUCGUGGGUCAAGUUCGGGGAGGAGCUGAACAGGAGUAUGGUGUCCCCUCCAGACAGAGCUAUCCUAGACAAGUUGACUCGGACAAAUGGUAUCAUGCACUGAGCAAGCGCGGUUUGAACUAUGGUGACCAUUUCAGGGGACUUGAACAGAUCACAGCAAGUUCAACCACGCAACAGGCUUCCGCGGUAUUGCAUAGCGAUGAGCCGCCGCUCGACAGCUACUACGCUCUUCAUCCAACCUGCAUUGAUGAAUGCUUCCAGUUGUUAAGUGUAGCAGCGACCCAAGGGAUCUCACGGCGCAUGACAAAGAUGUGCAUACCAACUGCUAUUGAAUCUCUAUAUGUUACUGAAGGUCGUGGGCCAAUGGACCUGAAUGUUUCUUGUGAGACCAUUGGUGGUACUCUGGAGGCAAAUUCGGAGCUGUUCUCAAACAAUUGUGUCUCGCUCCGUAUGGAAAGGGGGUUUUUUUUUAGUAUCAAUGAUCCGGAGUCAGAUGACAUCAAUACGCCGCUAGCAUCAAACUUACAUUGGACGCCACAUAUCGACUAUCUCCCUUUCAGAGAACAACUGCCACCCCAUGAACCAGCUUUUGAUGGGAAGACAAUGGCCAGGCUAACGAGCACAUGUGUGGCUGAAGCAUAUCGCCUGACAAAAAAUUCUACCCCUGUUUCGGAUCACCUUGAGAAAUACCAUGUUUGGCUUCAAGAUCUAUAUCUGAAGAUCAAGGAAAAGUCACCCGAAAUUAUUCCCGAGAUGAGGGAAGAGGAUGUUUCAGUACUUAGUGUCUGCGGCCCUUAUGCUGAUGCAUUGAACAAGAAGGGACGCGAGUCUCAUCCCUGGCUCAUACCUAGCCUCGAGCUCUUGCAUAGAGUCUGCUUUAAUUUGCACGACGUGUUAGAGGGUCGCAUUAAUCCUCUCGAACUUCUCAUGGAGAAUGCUGGGAUGAAAGAAUUCUUUGACGCUAUGUGUGCAAUCUCACCCUGUGAAGACUUCAUCGCACUACUAGGUCAAUCUUACCCAGGUAUUCGUAUCCUCGAAAUUGGUGCUGGAACAGGCGGGUUGACAUCCACUGCCCUGAAGACUCUCAAUCCAGAAAGUGGCCGAAUUUAUUCACGCUACACCUUCACGGACAUAUCACCCGGCUUUAUUGCAGAUGCACAGGAGCGAUUCCACGAAUACGAUGCCGUCGAAUACGCAACCCUUGAUAUCUCUCGCGAUCCAGAGGAACAAGGCUAUGUUCCGGAGAGCUAUGAUCUGAUCCUGGCUGGCAAUGUGCUACAUGCGACAGCUCAGAUAUCCAGCACGCUAAAGAAUGUCCGCAAACUAUUAGCCCCCGGUGGUCGACUACUCAUGCAGGAGCUCAGUGGAGAUAAUCCCAUGAUCAACUUCAUAACUGGUAUUUUACCGGGAUGGUGGCUGGGAGAGAAUGACGGCCGCUCGAACAGCCCCGCAUUGUCUGUUGAGAGAUGGCAUGACGAAUUGACCAAAGCCAACUUUACCGGUGUCGACGCCGUGCGAUAUGCUAAUGACAGACCACUGAGUCUGACAACGGUGAUUCUUUCCAGAACGAAAGCUGCCGAUGACAAUGCAAUAGGGGGACAGAUUGGGCUGCUUUACCUGUCACAUAUAACGGAAUGGGGACGUGAAUUAGAGAAAGCACUUACUCUUGCUGGCUAUACGGUGACAUGGUACACAUUGCAAGAGAAAGCCCCAACUGGAUGUGAUCUUAUUUCCCUGCUUGAUCUUGAAGGGCCAUUCUUUCAGUACUUGUCGGCUGAUGAGUAUGACUUGUUCCGAAAUUACCUCUCCACGUUGGCUGAGAGUCAUCUCCUUUGGAUUACCAAGAGCCUUCAAAUUACAUGUGAUGAUCCUGGUUUUGCAUUGGUCUUAGGAAUGGCUCGCACACUUCGAAACGAACUGAGCAGCAAAUUUGCGACAGUGGAAGUUGACCAAUUUGACGACAUUUCCAUAGCCUCUGUACUCAAGGUUUUGCGCGCUUUGAAGGUUCAAUCCCAGCGGCCGUGGCUUGAUCCAGAUUAUGAAUAUGCCCUUCAAGAUGGAAAGAUUCUUCUGCCUAGGAUCCAAUGGUCUUCGCUAGAUCAACAACUGACUGACGUGCCACACCUGUCGGCAGCAAGAUCACUGGAUAUCGAAUUCAAUGGAAUUUUUGAUUCCUUAACGUGGGCCAUUUCCAUGUCGCCAGUCUCUCAGUCUGAUUUGAAAGAGCAUGAAGUCGAAAUAGACAUGAAAUAUGUUGGCAUGAAUUUCCGGGACAUGAUGAUUACCAUGGGAUUUUUCGGAUCUACGGAGCAGCUCGGAUUCGAAGGAAGUGGCAUUGUUCGACGGGUGGGCACUUCUGUGGAGCAUCUCCGAGUCGGUGACAAAGUCAGUUGCAUCUAUGAUGGUCUCUUCGCGACUCGAGUCGUUGCCCCAGCAUUUCUUUCCGGCGAACUGCUUCAUGCCUCUUGGAGAUGUGUCGCCAGGUUUGGGAAAAUGGUCGAAAUUGGGAAACGGGACUUCUUGGGUCAUGGUAAACUUGACAUGAAGGCCUUCCUUGAUCACCGAUCAUUCCACGGCGUGGAUCUCAGAACGCUAUCUCUUGAGUAUCCGAUGGUACUCCGGGGCCUGGUUGACCAAUUCAGAGACUUCGUCAAGCAAGGAAAAUUGACGCGCAUCGAGCCGGUGACAGUUUUCGAAGCUUCUGAUAUUACCAAAGCCUUCCGUCACAUGCAAACAGGCCAGCAUAUGGGGAAAAUUGUCAUUCGAAUGCCGGAAGAUCCGGAAAGUUUACCAAUAACCAGGAUACAUCGCAACGUCCCCAUAUUCAGAUCAGACGCCUCGUACCUUUUGGUUGGAGGACUCGGGGGACUUGGCCGAGCGAUAAGUACUUGGAUGGUAGAAAAAGGCGCCCGCAAUCUCAUCUUUCUCUCUCGGUCCGGUGCUGAAUCAACUGAGACCCAAAGUUUCAUUCAAGAUCUGGAGUAUAACGGCACGAUCAGCGUGACGGUGGUCAGAGGUGAUGUCUCCGUAGAAGGAGAUAUUCACCGGGUUAUUUCUGCCGCAAAAUGGCCCAUUGCAGGGAUUUUCCAGAUGGCAAUGGUGCUCAAGGAUCAGAUGUUCUCGAAUAUGACAUAUGAAGAAUGGACAGCUUCCCUGGUGCCUAAGAUGCGAGGAACAUGGAAUCUCCAUUACAAUUUCCAAAACACGCCACUCGACUUCUUUGUUCUUUUCAGUUCUGUCACGGGACUCAUGGGAUUUGGCAGCCAGGCCAAUUACGCUGCAGCCAACACUUUCCUCGAUUCAUUUGUGAAGUAUCGCCAUUCCCAGAAGCUACCAGCAAGUGUAAUUGAUCUUGGUGUUAUGGGAGACAUUGGUUACGCAGCCGAAAACAACCCGCAAUCAUUGAAAGUCUUUAAUUCUCUUGGUAUCCAGAUACUUGAAGAAAGGCAUCUGCUUCAAGCUUUGGAGAUCUCCAUAUUUUCUCAAUUCUCUCAUCCGUCAUCACAACUAAUCGUGGGACUGGGAACAAGGACCUCGAGUAUGCCUGCCCUGGUCCAAGAAGGGCGUUUUAGUCGUUGGCAGAAUGUUGCUGUCAGCGGGAAAGCAACGGCCGUAACUCGUUCUCACGCAUUGAACUCUCUUUUGGAUGAAAUUCGCGACAAUCCCAAACUACUGGAUGAAGAGACCACUCACGACAAGAUUACUAUCGAGCUGGGCAAGGUUGUUGCUUCUCAUCUUGUCUAUGCGGAAGAUAUGAGCAAAGAGGAAAUGGCUAAUAUUUCAAUUGAUUCAUUGAUGGGCAUCGAAAUUCGCAGCUGGUUUCGCCGUAACGCGGGUAUCGACAUUUCUCUUGUAGAGAUAUCAAAUGCUGGCACCGUUGGAGGCCUUGCUGACGUUGCAAUAAAGAUGCUACGCAAGAAGCACUUGAGUGGAGAAGAAGUUCCAAACCCCUCUAUCAUACCGUCGACGGCUGAACCAGAUGAACUACCAAUUUGCUUGAAGGAUAUGAAGCUAGGAAUUGACUUCCAGCCUAUUUCCGGGAACGUACCGGACUGGUGCUCUGAGUCCGAAGGAAGAAUCUUCCUCACUGGUGCGACAGGAUUUGUGGGUUCCUUUUUCUUAUUGGAUCUCCUUGCUCUCCCACAAGUCAAGAAUGUCACUUGCCUGGUAAGAACAACAGAUCCCGAGUCCGGCAAACGGCGGAUUGAAAAUGCUUUUGCCCGAUAUUCGCUACCCAUGGAUUCUCUGAGCAAAGUGACUGUGGUCCCAGGAAACAUUGCCUAUCUGAACUUGGGAAUGUCGAAAGAAGACUUUGAAUAUUACGCACAGGUAUCAAGUGCUGUCUUCCAUCUUGCAGCUCACGUCAAUUAUACUCUUCCAUACUCUGCUCAUCGAGAGGGGAACAUUACUGGACUCCUCAAUAUCUUGAAAUUUGUCAAUGCUGGUCGUCUUAAGGCUUUACAUUACUGCUCAAGUUUCUCAGCCUGCGGUAUUCCGCCAUUCCUCUCUGGUGGUGGUGCAAUCCCAGAGGAUAAAAGGGCGGUGCUGGAUCGUCGAUCCUUUGAAAUGCACUCUGGAUACACCAGAAGUAAGCUGGUUGCAGAGAACAUAGUGUGGAAUGCCAUUGGGAAUGGUUUCCCCAUAUCCAUUUAUCGCCCGGGAGGACCUAUCCAGUCGCCUGAUGAUCAACUGUAUCCAACUCGGAGCGUUCCCGACCCCCCUGCGCAACGCACCCACAUUGUCCCAGUCGACUUUUUAUGCGCAGCGAUGCUGCAUAUCUCGCAGACUUCAGAGAGCCACGGUCAUGCCUUCAACGUGGUUUCACCUCACGAUCAAACCAUCACGUUGCGUGAUACGUUCAAAAUUAUAAGCGACUGCUGUCCCAUUCCCCUACGAGAGGUCUCUUCAGCCGAGUGGCUGCAGUUGUUUCAGGAAGGUGGCAAGAAGAGCAUGAAAGCGGCCACUCCAAUGCUUCAAGAAAGACUGGCGGGAAGCCUGAUCUUUUGGGAUACCAGCAGCGGAAUGUCCACGUAUGAAACCACCAAUCUGCGCAGGGCGCUGGCAAACUCGCCCGAGAUCCUGAACGUCAAGUCCAUGCCGGAUCUUCUCAGGACAUACUAUGACCGUUGGAAGGUCGUAGCUGUAGAGGCGAAUGUCAAUAUCUGA
Molecule: messenger RNA, 8262 nt
Organism: Penicillium subrubescens
Lineage: Eukaryota; Fungi; Ascomycota; Eurotiomycetes; Eurotiales; Aspergillaceae
Product: type I iterative PKS
Exons: 8
Coding region: 1-8262 (2753 amino acids)
Biological process (GO): secondary metabolite biosynthetic process; fatty acid biosynthetic process
Molecular function (GO): 3-oxoacyl-[acyl-carrier-protein] synthase activity; oxidoreductase activity; fatty acid synthase activity
Source: RefSeq, a predicted model, not a curated record